CAGCAGAUGGUGCUACGUCCUUAUCCUUGUGGUUCUCAGGUCUGCGCUUUCUCCAUAAAAUGCGGAAGUGAAACAAUUUCAUUUGAUGCCAUUCCGGAGGACAGGAGUGAGCUACAAUAAUUGAUCGUUUACAAUAUAAUAUAAUUGUGGGAAAUUAAAUAGCCUAGCGGAAUAUAUCGCUCAAUCAAAACAUAACGGCAGCCGAGUUGAGAUGGAGAGCCGUCGCACAGUAACACGAAGGUCGAGAAAUCAACGCAUCCGACUCAUCAAAUGACAUCGCCGCACGCUCGUUUGCCAACCGGUAGCCUGGGUGUGGUGGGCUCGAGGGCGGUCAGUGUUUGGUGUCAACAAACGAACACUUUCACAUCCUCGCGCUCGGAUUGUUCCACGGAGGCGGUGGGACGGACAUAGUCGCCCCAUGCCCCGCUUCCCGGGGAGGACUGCAGACGUGGCCGCUAACCUGACUUCCCCGGUGCUGGGUCGGCCACUGUGCGCUAACGGAACGCCCUGGAUCCUCUACCUGUUCGAGGAAUGCGUGGACAAUGUGUGGGAAUACUGGAGCGUAGUCAUCGGGUUGAUCUCAAUGUUUUGUUUCCUGCUGUCUACUCUACCGCAAGUCUACGAGGCUUAUCGCAAUGGUAAAGUGGAGGAGGCCAUGUCUUUUGGCUUCCUGCUCUUCCUCUUCAGUGGGGACCUCAGCAGUCUAAUAGGCUGCGUCCUGACCAGCCAGCUGCCCAUCCAGAUUGUGACAGUAGUGUUCUACAUCUUCACUGAUCUCCUGCUCAUCUCCCAGUUCCUCUACUACAAGAUCAAGAACAACUCAUCUAAAAAGCGCCCCACAUUGAAGUGGUUGUGUUUCCUGUGGUGCGGGGCUUCCACUGUGGCCCUCCUGAUUCUCCCCAAGUUCAUCACUGACAACAACACCUCUGCCAACACUCAGAGUGCCUCUAACAGCGUGGAGAUCUCUGGUUAUGCCUGUGGAUACCUGGCCUCCAUAUUCUACCUCUCCUCUCGUUUUCCGCAGCUCUACAAAAAUUUUAAGCGGCAGUCUACAGAGGGCACGUCGUACAUGCUGUUUGCCCUGGCCAUGAUGGGCAACGGGACCUACGGCCUCAGUGUCAUUGUGGUUCUACCAGCUCUGGCCGGUUCCAAACAGACCUUCAUUCUCAAACAUCUGGCCUGGCUCAUCGGCAGCCUGGGAGUCCUCCUUCUAGACUUCUUUGUCACCGCCCAGUUCGUCAUCUACAGGAAGAACCGCUCCACUAUAACCAGCAAGAAGAUGAACGUUCCUGAAGUAGAACCUCUGCUCUGUGAAGAGGAGGAGCUGUCCACGUUCUAGAGUGUGAACAAUAUGGAAGUUCUAGAGUGUGAACAAUAUGGAAGUUCUAGAGUGAGAACAAUAAGCUCAUUCUAGAAAUCCUCUCCAUAAUCAAUCAAUCAAAUGUAUUUAUAAAGCCCUUUUUACAUCAGCUGAUAUCACAAAGUGCUGUACAGAAACCCAGCCUAAAACCCCAAACAGCAAGCAAUGCAGAUGUAGAAGCAUGGUGCUUUGAAAAGCUCCCUGUUGACUGGAGACCUAGAAUAAUCCGACAGAUGUGAUAGUACACCAGUGUUCCCGCCGUUGAAGUACAGGUGAAUUAAAGGGGCCGUCUUAUAUUUGAGGAAUGUAAUCUCAGUAGAACUCUUCUCUCUCUCUUUGUAAGGGGGGGGGUCAUGUGACCUAUUCACUAUGCUAUUUCCUAGUACACUACAGGCCUAUUGUCUGUGUCUCACAUUGCUCUAGUCUAGUUUGUCAACGGUUAGAGCUCUUGUGGUUUCCAUGGUAAGAUAUGCAGUACACUGAACUGUUCACGCAGCGUUGUCGUCUAGGUAAACCGUACAAUAGAGGACCACAACAUUGGUUGUUCCUGUAUGUAGGUUUAGAAAUGUAUCACAUUGACUAUUGAUGUGCCGUAAAGUAGUGGGCUGCACCCACAGUAAUGUAUUUUCCACUUGUGGUGAAUUUGUUAUAGUUUACCCUGGUUUUGUUCUAUGAGCAGAUUCGGUCGUAAUAGAAUCCCUAUAUAAGUUGUAGUUGGUAAAUUGCUUGGGGUGUUACACAGUGUUUAGAUUGUGAAAGUGCAGUGGGUUAGGCCUGAUAUCCUGUGCCUUCCAUCUACAUCUAUUCAUGUGUUGCUGCAGUGGAGGUCUGAAGGCUGUUUGAUGUGUUCAGGCUGCUGCUUUUAAAGCCAACAGUUAUUUGGCUGAAAUCUAACCGUUUUAACUGAACAUCCUGUUUUUCCUUAUCUCCUCUCCUUAUGUUAUGGCCCAGUCAUUUUACUUUCAGUGUCCACAAAGGAAGGGAGGAAGGAGGGUUUUUACAGUAUUGCGUCACAGCCUUAUUGUGGAGUUGUGUCCAGGGGUGUGUUCACUAGGAACCAAAUGGAACAAAACGGGGAAGGGGCCUACCUGAAUUUGUCCAAUAGAAACUCUCAUUUUCGUUGCAAAAAUAGUUCGUUUAGAGUAAGCGUUUUGAAACGGAAACCGUUUUACUCUAAAUGGAAAAUGUGUGUGACUAAUGAAUACACCCCAGUCUUCUAUGUGUGUAGUCACAUGUUCAGAAAGCGGUGGAUCAAGGUUGUGUGGGAACUGGGACCGUUUUAUAAGUUGAUGUGUCAUAACUUGGUAACAUGGAGUCAUGAUGAGGGAAUAGAACGAUAGAGACCAAUGAUUCGUUACGUUUUUGUACAGGUCACAUCACUGUUGUUAGUGUGUCAUGGAUGUGAUUGGUUGAUUGACAGCACAGAUUUCUCUACCUCGUCUUUCAGGUUUGUUAAUCUGGCCCAGGUUACCCCGGUGGGAGGAGUUGGAACUGGGUGAAAAGUGAUUUGUAUUUAUUUUAGAAUCGGGCUGCCUCCUGGGUGUGAGCCAGUGCCCCACUCUGGUCGCUGGCGAAGUCAGCUCAAAACAAAAGUGACGUAAUUAAGCAUGUGGAAAGAUGAGUAGGAUUCUGUUUUCACAUGCUAAAGUGAUUGCUUUUGAUAAAAAUAAAAUAAAAAAAACUAUCUGCCUUCUCAAUUAAAACUAGUUUGACAAUUCAAACAUUUUAUUUUAUGGAAAAUAGGUUAUGUUUCUGGACGAUACACCAUGCUGCCUUGUUGACAUGACCGAGUGGCUCAGAUUACUGUUUGAUUUGAGAAGGGCGCUCCUGCAUCCCUGCUAUUUCACCCGGUGACGUGAUGGGCCAUUGCCCGGUUCAACCUGGGCCAGUGUAAUAGAAUUCCCUCCGUGUCAUAGGAGUCGUCCCUGGUGAAAAUGUAAAUAUGAAUCUAUUUAAGUGUUGGACAGAUAUAUAAAGGAGUGCUUGUGUGUUUUUUUUUUUUAGGAGCGCAAACAUGACAAAACAUGUGACUAAGUAUUUAUUGGUAGAGAUAGUCUAGUUACAGCUGGGCUUUAAUAAGCACAGUUGUGAUUGGUGGACUUUCCAUGUGUAAAAUAAGGAGUAUUUCUACUUUUAAGUGACGUAUUGAAAAAGCUCAAAAUGUGGUCUUUGGAAAAAUAGCUGUUUGCAAAAUGGCUGCCCAGCAAAUGAUUGUGGCCAUGGUCAUGAAACGUCAGGAAAGCCAUGAACGAAGAGAAAUUAUGAUGGCACUUAUUUUCUCUGAUAAACCUGUAGAUAAUUGUAGAUUUUGUUGAUUAUUUUAAAGGUAAUUAUCAGUUGUUUCAGACAAAAAUUUUUUUUGCCUUUCUCUUGAUAAAUUAAGUUUCAUUCUGGUUUGCUCAAAGCCUGGCCUCUCUCCAAUGUGUUUUCUAUAGACAUCUUCCAAACCAUAGAAUGGAAUGAGAUAUUUAUUUAUAGUCUCAAGAACAAGAAAAAUGUAUGAAAUUAUUUUUACUUGAAUAAUGACACUGUAUUGCUCUUUUAAGAUACACAUGAAUUUAUACUUAACAUGGUAUUGUAUUUUCCUUAUGCUUUGGCCUAUGCGUUACUUGCAAUAUUUAUCUCAUUGACGAUAAUGUCCCAGCAUCUCAGCUUUUGUAGUUUAUUGUACACCAAGUUAAGCAUUCCAAUAUGAUGCUUAUGUAACAAACAAACAUCUCAAUAAAGUCCGAAUUAUAUCCAA
Messenger RNA from Salmo salar (Atlantic salmon), 4103 nucleotides. Its product is annotated as lysosomal amino acid transporter 1 homolog. NCBI's taxonomy places the organism in Eukaryota, Metazoa, Chordata, Actinopteri, Salmoniformes, Salmonidae. The record is from RefSeq and is a predicted model, not a curated record. Gene Ontology annotation, cellular component: lysosomal membrane. Gene Ontology annotation, molecular function: L-lysine transmembrane transporter activity.